Molecule: messenger RNA, 567 nt
Organism: Uranotaenia lowii
Lineage: Eukaryota; Metazoa; Arthropoda; Insecta; Diptera; Culicidae
Exons: 2
Coding region: 1-567 (188 amino acids)
Molecular function (GO): nucleic acid binding
Source: RefSeq, a predicted model, not a curated record
AUGUCUACUAGCAUCGAAAUCCAAGGUGGCGCCGCUAAAAUGUCAAUCAAUUCCGAGACCGGAGCUCUGCGGAGCACUUUUAUCGACGGAAUUAUCCAGCAAGGUACGGGCGGCGGUGAAGAUGCAGAUCGUUUCCUACAAGCCUUACGGCGGUUCAUCGGAAGAAGAGGCUACUGUUCCGAUAUCUAUUCGGACAAUGGAACGAAUUUCUUCGGAUCACGGAGCUACCUUCGAGAACUACUAAAGUUGCGACGCAGUGAUCAGCAUAAAGAAGCAGUUUCUGAGGAAUGUGCCAACAACCAUACCACCAGCCGCGGAGGACUUUGGGAAGCAGCGGUCAGAUCAGCCAAAAAAUAUCUCCUGAAGGUUCUAGGGGAAAAUGCUAUCUCGCUCGAGGACAUGACUACGCUCUUAGUACAGAUGGAAAAUCUCAACUCGAGACCAAUCACAGCUUUAACAGAUGAUCCUUACAACCUCAAACCCCUAACACCAGGACGUUUCCUUAUGGAGAACCAUUCCAACAGCUGCCUGAAAGAAGUUACCGUGAAGUGCCUAUUAACCGAUUAA